AGUUUUUUAGGGAAAAAAUUGGCAGAUAUAACACGUAUUAGGAAUUUGAAUAUGAUGUUUUUAUAUAUUUGUGUGGCUGAUAAAAUUUCUCUUGCUUGAAAAUAUAGGUACUGUAGCUUCUCUAUUUUGGUAAUGUGUCCAUUGAUCAAACCUUUUUGUUUUGUCUGGUACUUUUCUAGGUUGAUUUUAUGGAAUUAUACACUGAAUCCCUCAAUAUAAUUUUUAAUGGCGUUUUACCCCUGAACUAUUGAAUUUUCCACUUUGAACCCUUGAGACUUAAGUUAUGAAUGUGCUGUUUUAGUCUAUUCUCAGAAUUUCAGCUAUUACCCAAAAAGCUCACAGUUCUCUAAAUGGGAAAAUGAAAAAAUUUAGUUUAGCUAAACUUCAAGAGUAGUUUUAGUUGCUACCUCUUUCUUUUGUUCCUCUUACACAGACCUCAACAUAAUUCAUUAUUUCUUAGAUUCCAAAGGCCUAAUUGAUUUAUUUAAAGAGUUAUUGUUUCCAAUGUUCAAACAGGCUGAAGGACUUCUGGUUGAGAUGAAUUUGACGAGCUGUUAUGAGUUUGUCGACCAAUGUUGUGAACAUAUAUCAAAGAAUGUUUCGGCUAUGGACAAACAGAAGGAAUGCCCUGAAGAAUGCAGAGAAGCAGUGUCGUCUCUGAUGUUUGCAGCUGCACGAUUUGCUGACAUGCCCGAACUGCGCGAGCUUAGAACUCUAUUUUCAGAGAGAUAUGGGAAUUCCCUUGAUUGUUUUAUCAAUAAAGAGUUUUCUGAGAAGAUGAGGUCUUGGCUGCCCUCAAAAGAAUCAAAACUUCAGCUGUUGCAAGAAAUAGCUGCUGAGUCUGGUUUGGACUGGGACUCGAAAGCCCUGGAAAAUAAGCUCUUUAAUGAAUCUGCAUACAACAAGAACUUUGUCAAGGACUCCAAUGAUAAAGUUUUGAGAAAUGAAGACAGACUGCCAAAGAAAAAUAAAUCCCCUGAGCUUCGGAAAAGGCACGAUCAAGUCCCUCCAGUCAAGGACAUUCUAGUUGACACCAUUACCAGAACCGAAAAACCCAAAGAUGAGGAGCUUGUGAAGAAGAAGGUUCAAGCGCACGAAACUGAUGAAAAGCUCCUCGAGCAAAAAAAAUCAAUCCCUGCUCCACCUUACACCAAGCCCGAACCCGAACCCAAAGAAAUCAGGCCCGUUCCAAAAUCAGUUCGGAGGCGUUUUAUGAAGCCCGAAAUGAAGGAAGAGGAUAAUAUCCAACGAUUAAACAGAGAGAAAGCCGAGCAAGGGCAGAGAAUCUUGAGGUUUUUGGACGAUGAUGGCCGGAAAAAGCACAAGGAUGAAGAAGAGAAAAUGAUGGACAGGCUUUUGAGGCACUAUAGCAAGAAAAACGGGCAGUCCUCAGUAGCAGCAGAUGAGAAGGGCAAAUCUGCAAAACCGCACAGGGCAAACAGGGUGGGGUCGCUUCCCGCUGCUCUGCUGGACCACCACCCUCCGGAAGAUUCUAAGAAACACAGCCGGACUUUCUCGUUGGAUAACAACAAUAAUGCACACGUGCAUCCCAAGCUGCCGGACUAUGAUGACUUUGUGGCUAGGCUUGCUGAACUGAGAAAGAACAGAGGAAAUUGAUUGGUGCUUGUGUGAAGGGAAAUUCAAAUUCAUAGUUGAUAUUAUGUAGUAAAGUAAAGGUGAACUCUCUAUGGCUGGUUAUAUAGUUUCUACAGGUUUUAUUGUAAAAACAUUUUAUUCAUAUUCUUUAUGAAUAUUUGCAUUCUUUUAUGUUGGUGAUGGUGAUGCU
Striga asiatica is the source of this 1786-nucleotide messenger RNA. NCBI's taxonomy places the organism in Eukaryota, Viridiplantae, Streptophyta, Magnoliopsida, Lamiales, Orobanchaceae. The record is from the annotation of a GenBank genome assembly.